CACUGGCCGGCUCUCCUCCUCUUUACUUUUCUGCGCGCUUUCUUGCCUAAAUGUGGCUAAAGUCGCGCUGGAUGGAAAUGCGCAGGAUGGAAAAGCAAGUCUGAAAAAGUGCGAGACAACUUUUCGGAUACGAUUUUUGCACUUUUUCAUCCAGAUGUUCGUGCUGAGUCGUGACUCUCAUCAACCGCUGGAUUAAGUUUAGGAUCAAAUGGACACUGCGAAGAGUUUCCCCGAGUGAUGCUUGUUUUUUUUUUUUGCAUUUUGCAUUAAGGGAAGGCGCGCCGUGACAAGCGAGAGAGACCUACAAGUAUCUUAUAAGUGAGUGACUCCUCCACCAACUUCAUGUUGGAGUUAUGGGUUGACCGGUGGCUGCGCUGACAUCCAGCCGGAGGACAAUGACUGCGCCCGGCCUUGGCAUCCCUCUGCUGCCGGACCGAGUGCUGGUGCUGAUGCUGCUGCUGCUGCUGGCCGCCUGUGGGCCGCGGCCGUCCCAGGCUUGUCGGGGUCUGCUCGGCUGCAGCUGCACGGAGGAGCGCUCCAAGGCGCACGGAGCUCAGGUCCUUGGGCGCAGGGUGAGCUGCAGCAAGGAGGAGCUGACGGAACCUCCCGAUGCCAACCUGCUGCCAAACAGAACCGUCACUCUAGUGCUGAGCCACAACAAAAUCCGAGUCCUAAAGAAUGGCUCCUUCUUUGGACUUAACGCCCUGGAGAAACUGGAUCUCAAGCACAACUUAAUCAGCACCAUCAUGCCUGGAGCCUUCCAAGGCCUCUCUGAGCUCAGGAAACUUGACCUCUCCAACAACCGCAUUGGCUGCUUGACUUCAAACAUGUUCCAGGGUUUGACUAAUCUCACUAAACUGAUCCUCUCCGGAAACAUCAUAUCAACUUUGGAUCCGGGCGUGUUUCAGGAGCUACCGUCUCUCAAACUAGUGAACUUCAACUCAGACUACCUGUCAUGUGACUGUGGGCUGCGCUGGGUCCCGGGCUUCUUCCGCAGCAGCUCAGCCCGACUCGGGGAUGAAACCCUGUGUGCUUAUCCAAAAACGCUGAGAGGAAAACCCCUUCGUGGACUAAGAGAAAGCCAGCUGAGCUGUGACGGUCCCCUGGAGCUGCACACCCUGACACUGCUGCCCUCUCAGCGGCAGGUGGUCUUCAAAGGCGAUCGGCUGCCGUUCCACUGCACCUCCGGCCUCGUGGACAAAGUCACCUCUCUGCACUGGCGUCACAAUGGUCAGCUAGUGACCUCUGACCCCGACAUGGGCGUCCAGUUGGAGAGCAACGUCCUGCACGACUGCACCUUUAUUACCAGUGAGCUUAUUCUAUUCAACGUACAUGUGGAGGCCAGUGGAGAGUGGGAGUGUGUGGUUACGACUGGGAGGGGCAACUCAUCUCGCACUGUUGAAAUAGUGGUGCUGGAGAACAGCGCCUCCUUCUGCCCAGAGGAUAAAGUUGUCAACAACCGGGGCGAGUUCAGAUGGCCAAGAACUCUGGCAGGCAUCACCUCCCAUCAGUACUGCCUGCAGCUGCGUUACCCCUCCAUGUCUGUAGAGGGCGGCAUAGAGCAGAAGAAAGCCUCUCGUGUAUGUGACCGCUUUGGAGAGUGGCAGGAAGGCAACUACACCAACUGUCACUACACUAACGACAUCACCCGUGUCCUGCAUACCUUCAUCCUGAGGCCCAUCAAUACAUCGAAUGCUGUUACUUUGGCCCACCAAGUGCGCACGUACACUCUGGAGGCGGCAGGCUUCACUGACUCAGUGGAUGUGCUCUAUGUCGCACAAAUGAUGGAGAAGUUUAUGGAAUAUGUCAGACAGCUGCAAGAGUUGCCAGAGGUGUUGGUAGAGAUGGGGAGUAACCUGAUGCAAGUGGAUGAUCAGAUCCUGGCUAUGGCCCAGCGAGAGAAAAGAGCCUGCAGCUCCAUUGUGGGCUCUUUGGAGUCUCUGGCUUGGCCUAAACUGCACAGCCAUGCUCAGGAUUUCUCUAUGGUGUCAAAGAACAUUGUGAUGGAAGCACACUUAAUUCGACCUGCCCACUUUACUGGCCUAACCUGCACUGCAUAUGAACGCCGAGAGCUCUCAGCAGCCGUUGUGGGGAUGGAAAUACCAGAGCCCAGUCAUGAGCAACAGCUUCGUUUUCGCUGCAGCACCGGCUCCCAUAACACAUCUCUGAACAAUUUCCCCCUCAAGAAUUCAGUAGCUGUGGCAUCUGUGACUCUCCCUGCUACUUUGUUUCCCUCCGAUGCGCCUACAGACUGUAAGCUGCAGUUUGUGGUCUUCCGAACUGGAAGCUUUUUCCCUCUAACUGGGAAUUCAAGCAACGCUGCGGCACAUUCCAGAAGACGCAGCGUUAACACUCCUGUCGUCUACGUAGGCCUGGAUGGCUGCAGAAUGUGGAACCACUCGGAGCCUAUCUGGGUGUCAGUGCGCCACUUGUCCCCGGGGAGCGAUGCAGUGGCGGCCCAGUGGAGCCAGAAGACGCUGGACAAACAUGGAGGCUGGAGCCAUGAGGGAUGCCAGCUGGUGCACAGUGACAGCAGCACCUCCACCAUGCGUUGUUCUCUGCUUGGCAACUAUGCUGUGCUGCACGAGGUGCCAAAUUUCCCCAACUCUAGACCUGUGUCUGUCAGUGUGCUCCACCCUGUGGUGUAUGCCUGUACUGCAAUACUCCUCCUUUGCCUCUUCACCAUCAUCAUCACACACAUACUACACCACAGUUCCAUUCACAUUUCAAGAAAAAGCUGGCACACAUUACUGAACACCUGCUUUCACAUCGCCAUGACAACAGCCAUCUACGCAGGAGGCAUAAGCUUGACCAGCUACCCGAUUGUUUGUCAAGCUGUGGGCAUCGCCUUGCACUAUUCCUCGCUGUCGACUUUGCUGUGGAUCGGGGUCAGUGCCAGGGUCAUCUACAAAGAAGCUAUGUGGAGAAUGCCGCGGCAACAGGAAGGGGAUUCCUCUGUUCCACCUACUCAGCGACCUAUGCUCAGGUUCUAUUUAAUAGCUGGUGGAGUCCCUCUUAUUAUUUGUGGGAUCACGGCAGCUGUCAAUGUCAGCAACUACGGAGACAACAGCCCUUACUGCUGGCUGGUGUGGCGCCCCAGCCUGGGGGCUUUCUUUGUCCCGGCGAGCCUAGUGGUGUUGGUGACCUGGAUCUACUUCCUGUGCACUGUGUUCUGCCUAAGGCGCCGUGCAACCAAAGAAUGCACCGGAACCACUCUGCCCUCUCCUGUGACUGAGAGUCAGCCCGCACUGGCAGGAAGCAUCAGCCUCCGCUCUACGGACUCCGUUCUGGGUCCUAUAAACACUAAUGUGGCUCUGGAGGACCAGUACCCACUGAAGACACAGUUCUUAGUACUGGUGGCCACCCACUUCCUGUUUUUGACCCUGUGGUGCUGCGGGGCCAUGGCAGUGUGGCUGACCGGGCACACUAGCUUGUUGUUUAGUUCGCUCUACGGAAUGGUCGCCAUAGCCCUGGGGGUGUUCCUGGUGGUGCACCACUGCUUCCGACGUGUGGAUGUGCAAGCUUCGUGGCUGCCCUGCUGCCCGGGUCACGGCCACUCCCAUCCUGUGUCUACCUACGCCCACACCUGCACCACAGGAACCGGAGUGCAAACCUCUGAGCAGGGGUCGCAACUGCUCAUCAGCUGCCACCCACCUGGUGACUCGCACAACUCUUCGUCUGCCAGGUCGUCAUCCACACCCAGUGGUAUCAGCAGUGUCGGACCUGGGCCCUGCAAGCUCACUAACUUGCUACAGGUGGCGCAAGACACGCCGAGCAACACUUCGUGGGCCGCUGCCGCGAACAACAUCGGCACCAGCACCGACAAUGUCACCAAGCCGACAAACAGUACUCUUCCCAGCACUAACUCUGCAGUACAUCCUCAGAGAAGGAAAGUAAAUAGUAGGACUAAGCAAGGCAGUAGCCAGCAUCACCAUCGAGGUGAAGGCAGAGGUCACUAUCGCCUCAAAGCUCUAAGGACGGCGGGAGGUGGGGGCAGCCUCGGAGCUUUGGGUCCUCCAGGCUUGGAGCACCUCAGCUCAUCACAUGCGGUUCAUAAACAAGCCACCAGUGAGAACGGGAGCAUCCAUCACAGCCUCCCAGAGAGCCAUGCAGGCCCGCUGACGAACGGAAAGCGGGUGGGUGAGUCCGUGGCCACCAGCCCUUCAGAAGGCAGCGACGGGGGGAGCAGUGGCAGCCGCAAACCCUACCCUCUUCCUCCCUCCGCGGCCAGCAGGGCAGCCAUGAACGGAGCCCAGAGACGAUGCAUCAGCAGGGACAAUCUGAAACUCGCAGCCGCUGCAGAGCGGGAUGCCAAGCGCUGCUCCUACCCUUUGAACAGCGUCACCACGACUGUGCCGGGGGCGGCGGCGGCCCCAAACGGCACGUUGAAAAACUCCAUUCUCGAGCUAGAAAUUGAAGUUAGCGGCACAGAUCAGUCCCAAAGUUCUGUCGGAGUGAAGAACAGUUUAUGGAAGAGCGAAACCACAGUGUAACUUGUACACAGACUUCAGUUGUGAAUGUGUUCUAUUUUACAGUCUUUUAAAGGGGUCAUAUAAUGCAAAACCAGCUUUUCUUACCUAUUGGUAGGUAGGUCUUUAUUGUCAUUGCACAAGUACAACAAAACUUUGUUUUCAGCACAAACCCGUUCAAGAUUGGACAAACAAACAGUGUACAAGGUUACAGAACAGGAACGCUGAUGGGUCGCCACAAGGCGCCCCGUAAAAGAUGGGAAAUAGGUCAACGCUGGGGAAGGAUGAGUAAAAAAAUACAAUCUAGAUCAGGGGUAGGGAACCUAUGGCUCUAGAGCCCGGUGCGGCUCUUUUGAUGACUGCAUCUGGCUCUCAGAUAAAUCUUAGCUGACAUUGCUUAACACGAUAAGUAAUUAAUAAUUCCGCUGGUAAUCACAGUGUUAAAAAUAACAUUCAGAAUAUAAAACAUUCUCAUGCAUUUUAAUCCAUCAAUCCGUUUUCUUCCGCACUUGUUCAUUAAUGGUAAGAAGUAUUUGAUUUAUUAUUGGUUAACUUCAGAAUAACAAUGUUAUUAAAAAGAAUAAGAGACUUAUACUCAAAAAAUGUUGGUCUUACUUAAAAAUGCACACAUUUAGUUGUAUUCAGUGUUAAAACAUAUUAAAUGGCUCUCACGGAAAUACAUUUUAAAAUAUUUGGCUUUCAUGGCUCUCUCAGCCAAAAAGGUUCCAGACCCCUGAUGUAGAUCUUAGGAGCCCAGUCUGGAGUGGGAAAAAACCUCCAUAGCAAAGCACAUAUACAUAUUACAACAUACAUCUCGAGAUAUCUAGCAACAGAGGGGAAGGAGUGGGGUCACGGUGGCAGGCUGCAGCUCUUCAGGCGCUGCCCAUCCGUCCAUCACUCCUAAGGGAUGAACGGAUACCGGUACAGGUUUAUUGUGUUUUUGGGAUCUCCAUAUUUCUGUAAAAUUGUAAUCCAAACCAUGGAGGAGUGGUGGAGAUUGUAAUAAAACAGGUUUGCCUCUUUCCAAACAAGCCGUUUGGAAUUUGAGACCAUUGUGACAAAUUUUGCCUAGGUUAUACAAUAUAUAUGGUGUGGAUUAUUUUUUUCUAUCCUCUCGUUGUGGGGCAGACUGGCUCGUACAUGCACAUGCAUGCUAAAAUCCUCUGUUGUUGCCAUUUCUAAUAAAAAAAUAGCAUGUAGUUCUAACUUAUAACUGUCCGUAGACUUGAUAUGGAAGAGCUAAAAACUACAACUAAAAACUACUUAAGCACGUAAAAAAGACUCUUACAAAACGAUGCAUUCUGAAGAGAGUCAGAAAGUGACUUAAAGAUGGUCUAAAACAGUGGUUCUCAAACUUAUUUCACCAAGUACCACCUCAGAAAAAACUUAGCUCUCCAAGCACAACCAUGAAGACCAACACUAAAACACAGUAUUGUAGGCAGAGGUUUUAUUUAACAAGUAUAUUUAAUAUUUUUGACCACUGUAACAUUACACACAAUUUGAACAGUAACACUGUGUUUGGAAAAUAAAACAAAAUUACAUAAAAAAAUGACUUAAAAAUAAAACACUGCAACAAUUUAAAUUACUACAUUUAAGAGCCUGCGCCACAAUUUGAGAAUCACUGAUCUAAAAAAAUCUAUGCAACAUUUUUACCAAAGCACCUCCAUCACGUGUUAUGUAGACCACAAAAAAAGUGCUUUAAAUGGAGAAAAAAAUCAUAAUAUGACCCCUUUAAAUGAGACGAUUAAGUCAGAUAUUUCUACCGCUUAUUAUAAUUUAUAAACAAUUAAAGAUUCCAGAAAGCCACACUGGUACUUUUGUUUCAGUGGUAGAGAACUUGAUGUGAAAUUGUACAAAGAAAAUCAGUCGAAUAGGUUUUUAAAAAAGAUAGGUGUUUAUUUUAUUCAGAUGACAGUAUUUCAAGAUUAUGCAAAUAUUGAUUUGUGAUUUGAGAUGUUUAAUGAGAGAUUGUUUCUGUGCAUUUUGGAAGACUGUCCAUUGCUAUAGUACAGCGUUAUGCAAUUACUUUGAUAUGUUUGCUGUAAGUAUUUUUUGCAUGAGCAUUUUGUGUGUGUGUGUGUGUGUGUCUGUGUGUGUACGUGCGUGUGAAUUUUGGCUGUACAUAAUGUCAAUUAAAACAAAGCUAUGUGGGACCUUUGAAUACAGGAUGCAAAUGAUAUAUUCUGUUUGUAUGUAAUCCCUUCAGCACUGAGGCAUGGUUUCUCGUAUCAAAUGAAAUCAUUAAAAAAUAAAAUAAAAUCAGGGCAAAUAUCAA
Messenger RNA from Entelurus aequoreus (snake pipefish), 6744 nucleotides. It is a transcript of the gene adgra2, whose product is annotated as adhesion G protein-coupled receptor A2. The record is from RefSeq and is a predicted model, not a curated record. The coding region runs from base 396 to 4493 and encodes 1365 amino acids. Gene Ontology annotation, molecular function: protein binding; G protein-coupled receptor activity. Gene Ontology annotation, biological process: G protein-coupled receptor signaling pathway; central nervous system development; cell surface receptor signaling pathway. The transcript is spliced from 19 exons. Lineage: Eukaryota; Metazoa; Chordata; Actinopteri; Syngnathiformes; Syngnathidae. Gene Ontology annotation, cellular component: plasma membrane; Wnt signalosome.